Messenger RNA from Rhipicephalus sanguineus (brown dog tick), 1046 nucleotides. Its product is annotated as uridine diphosphate glucose pyrophosphatase NUDT14. Gene Ontology annotation, molecular function: UDP-sugar diphosphatase activity; metal ion binding. NCBI's taxonomy places the organism in Eukaryota, Metazoa, Arthropoda, Arachnida, Ixodida, Ixodidae. The coding region runs from base 192 to 953 and encodes 253 amino acids. Gene Ontology annotation, biological process: ribose phosphate metabolic process; nucleoside phosphate metabolic process. The transcript is spliced from 5 exons. The record is from RefSeq and is a predicted model, not a curated record.
UCCCUACCUGGGGCGGCUCGGUAGUUGCGCCGAACAUCUUAUCUAAUAUAAAAGAUUGUUGCGUAAAAUACGUUCUCGUCACAAAAAUGAAGGCGCUUAUCCACCUCUCUGGCCGCGUAUGCGAAGCGUUUUUACGAAAACCGACCAUUAAGAAAUUGACCUUACUAAGCUAGUCGUGGUGCUGUUAAGCGAUGAUCAGCGGAGUUCGAUGUUGGCGGGCUGUAGCUUGGCCGCGGUCCACCAAAUUGAUAGUUUCGGGCGGUCCCGCCACUGUUUGUUCCUCGAUUAAGCGCGUUUUAUCCACGUCCGACGUAGUUAUGGAGCAGAUCGACGACGUACGAGUCACGGAGCUCAAGAAUUCUGCGUACAUCAAACCUACGCGGCUGCUCUUCAAGCAGAACGGAAAGCAAAGGAUAUGGGACCUCAUGAAGACUCACGACAGCGUCUCGGCCGUUAUUUACAACAAAAGCAGGGAUGUCCUUUUAUUCGUCAGGCAGUUCCGACCAGCUGUCUACUACGGUCAGAUCCCACCGCACGAGUUCACUUCGGGCAAGCCCAUCGACACGACCAAGUAUCCAGGAAAGUUGGGCGUGACGCUCGAACUGUGUGCGGGCAUCAUCGACAAUGAGAAACUGUCAUCCGCCGAGACAAUGCGCGAAGAGAUCAAGGAAGAGUGCGGAUACGAUGUGCCCUUGAGCAGCGUACAGAGGGUCACUUCAUUCAGAGCUGGCGUGGGCAUCCUUGGCGCCAAGCAGGAGCUGUUUUACGUCGAAGUGACCGACAGCAUGAAGAUAAGCGCUGGUGGUGGUGUCGAAGAACAAGGCGAGAUGAUCGAUGUGGUCGAGCUAACCAAAGCCGAAGCCAAGAAGAUGUUGUUUGAUGAGAGCAUCAUGCGGCCUGCUGCUCUGCUUUUCGGCAUUACGUGGUUCUUGGAGGUCAAGUUGAAGCAAUAGAACAAACUUCAUAUUGUACAUAAAUGAGCUCACUAGGAUCUACAUCUUUAUAAUUUGCGCAUUAAAUGGAACUUUGACCUGAUGCAUUCGCUA